Molecule: messenger RNA, 2960 nt
Organism: Gavia stellata (red-throated loon)
Lineage: Eukaryota; Metazoa; Chordata; Aves; Gaviiformes; Gaviidae
Gene: NFIA
Product: nuclear factor I A
Exons: 11
Coding region: 39-1574 (511 amino acids)
Biological process (GO): regulation of transcription by RNA polymerase II
Cellular component (GO): nucleus
Molecular function (GO): DNA-binding transcription factor activity, RNA polymerase II-specific; RNA polymerase II cis-regulatory region sequence-specific DNA binding
Source: RefSeq, a predicted model, not a curated record
ACACGCACACCUCCAAACCGCAGCCCCCCGCAGCAGUCAUGUAUUCUCCGCUCUGUCUCACCCAGGAUGAAUUUCAUCCCUUCAUCGAAGCACUUCUGCCUCACGUCCGAGCGUUUGCAUACACGUGGUUCAACCUGCAAGCCCGAAAAAGAAAAUACUUCAAAAAACAUGAAAAACGCAUGUCAAAAGAGGAAGAGAGAGCCGUGAAGGACGAACUGCUAAGUGAAAAACCCGAGGUAAAGCAAAAAUGGGCAUCCAGACUUCUGGCAAAGCUCCGGAAAGAUAUCAGGCCUGAAUUUCGGGAGGAUUUUGUUCUCACAGUCACAGGAAAAAAGCCUCCGUGUUGCGUUCUUUCCAAUCCAGACCAGAAGGGCAAGAUGAGAAGAAUUGACUGCCUUCGCCAGGCAGAUAAGGUCUGGAGGUUGGACCUUGUUAUGGUGAUUUUAUUUAAAGGUAUUCCGCUCGAAAGUACUGAUGGCGAGCGCCUUGUAAAGUCCCCACAGUGCUCUAACCCCGGGCUGUGCGUACAGCCCCACCAUAUAGGAGUUUCUGUUAAGGAACUCGAUUUAUAUUUGGCAUACUUUGUGCACGCAGCAGAUUCAAGUCAAUCUGAAAGUCCCAGCCAGCCAAGUGAAGCUGAUAUUAAGGACCAGCCAGAAAAUGGACAUUUGGGCUUCCAGGACAGUUUUGUCACAUCAGGUGUUUUCAGUGUGACUGAGCUAGUAAGAGUCUCACAAACACCGAUAGCUGCAGGAACAGGCCCUAAUUUCUCCCUCUCAGAUUUGGAAAGUUCUUCAUACUACAGCAUGAGCCCAGGAGCAAUGAGGAGGUCUUUACCUAGCACAUCCUCUACCAGCUCUACAAAACGUCUCAAGUCUGUGGAGGAUGAGAUGGACAGUCCUGGUGAGGAGCCGUUUUAUACAAGCCAAGGGCGCUCUCCAGGAAGUGGCAGCCAGUCAAGUGGAUGGCAUGAAGUGGAGCCAGGAUAUCUAAGAAACCCCGAACACCGCGGAGCACUACAUGGAAUGCCAUCGCCAACUACAUUAAAGAAGUCAGAGAAGUCUGGUUUCAGCAGUCCCUCGCCUUCGCAGACCUCCUCCCUUGGAACGGCUUUCACACAGCACCAUCGACCUGUCAUUACAGGACCCAGAGCAAGUCCACAUGCAACACCAUCGACUCUUCAUUUUCCAACAUCACCCAUUAUUCAACAGCCUGGGCCAUACUUCUCACACCCAGCAAUCCGCUAUCAUCCUCAGGAGACUCUGAAAGAGUUUGUCCAACUUGUCUGCCCCGACGCUGGUCAGCAGGCUGGACAGGUGGGGUUCCUAAAUCCCAAUGGUAGCAGCCAAGGCAAGGUGCACAAUCCAUUCCUUCCUACCCCAAUGUUGCCACCACCACCUCCGCCACCAAUGGCUAGGCCUGUGCCUCUGCCAGUGCCAGACACAAAACCUCCAACUACAUCAACAGAAGGAGGGGCCACCUCUCCCACUUCUCCAAUCCUGGUACCUGGGAUAAAAGUCUCCGCUUCCCACCACCCACCGGACAGACCACCAGACCCCUUCCCACCUCUGUAACACGGAAGCAGCAGCAACGCAGCGCAGCGACUUCACAUCGGCGGAAGGGGAGGCGAGCAGACACCGACAGCAAACUAGUACAUGGAAAUGGCAAACGUUAUGGUUGAAUGGCAAAGGCCGUAACUUUUUCGAGAUUUUAUUUUUUAUUUUUUUUUUUUUAGACAACUUAGGACUGUUGUAAUUUCUCAUAUGGUGCUGGAAAUGGUUGGGCUUCAUAACUUUUGAAGUGUUUCAUUGGUAGUGUAAGCGUUAGGUGACACUGAGUAGAACUAGCCUCUGCUGCUGCUUACCAACUCGCUGUUGUAACACACUUUCCAUAUGGAGCCUAACUGUUUUACAGUAUCCUCAUCGAUUUUUCCCAUACAGGUGUGAGACUUCUUGAGAAAUCAUGAAACACACUUAAACUAUAACUUUUGUAGUAGCUGAAUUCUGCAAUAUAUAACUUACCGGACAGACAUAGAGCAUGUUUUUCUGUAACAUAUCGGAAAAAAAAUUGCAGGUUUUUUUUUUUGUUGUUGGGUUUUUUUUUUACAGUCGGCACUUAGAUACGUAACAUGAACCAUAAGAGCAUUGUCAACAAUUUUUUUCCACUCAAUUGCAGAGCGAUUUAAAACAUCGAACUACUACUAUUCACUAAAAAAAAAGAAAAAAAAGAAAAAAGUUUGAAAUGCUGCACUUACAUUUAAAAAAAAACAUUUUUCAACAAUUUUCAACAAUUACACAAAAAUUCACGCAGAAAUGGGGAAGUUGGUCUGUUUUGACAGAAACUGACAGGAAUCAAUCAAAACAAUCGAAUUUUGAAUUGAGUAAAGUGCAAUUUCAUUGGAUAGCUAAAUAUCUUUGUAAGAUAGAGAUUGUUGAAAAUUCUAUUUUUGUUUUCCAAGUCCUUCCACCCCAGGACUCUAAAUUAUUGGGGUAAAAAACAGCCUUGCAAGAAAAAGGGGAGCUAUUUUUGCUUUUUAUGUUUUUUAUUGUUGAACUUGUAUCCCUUUAAAACUGAAGGAAAAUUAAAAAAAAAAAAAAACAAAUCUAAUGGUGCUUUUACCACAAUAUGUUAACUACAUUAAAUGCUAAUUAAUCAUUUUCUGUUAUCAAAGCACAUAACUAAAAUGAAAUCAUAAUAUCUGUUAAUUUUAUAAGCUAAAAGUCACUAUAAUGGAUUAUGCCAAUUCUGACAAAUUUUACGUGUUUCCGGCAAUAUAGGGUUUAUCAGUUCUCAAACACCUUGGGAAUAAGAGAGAACGGUCCAGAAAGUAAAACACCUUCGUGUCCCUGAACUGGUACAUUUUCUGGACUGCGAAGAAAACAAUACAGAAACGAAUGAUGCUGAUCUUACAACUUAUGCCAGUUCAAAGCAAGGGCACUUGCUGAAGAAGAAAAAAAAGA